UGCAGUCUUAGUUUUGUGCCUGGUGGGGCUGCGGCAGACACACCCUGGAACGUGAGGCGAAGGCUCCCAGGGGGACGUUCUGGGACCCUCUUCGCACCUUGGCACUCCCUUUUACCCUUGGCUCACCGCCCCUCCUUCCUAAGCCUCGGUUUCUCCGCUCCCCGCCUUUGUCCCAAGUUCCGGGGAGGCAGCUUCCGUUUCAUCCUGGGGACGGUCGAAGCACUGAGUGCGACCAUCAACCUGCGUCACCCCACCCAGUGUGUGUGUCGGGGUUUGGGUGAGCCCGCCGGCUCGUCCCGGCCGCCGCCUGACACGGCCCCGCCCAGCCCACAGGCUGUGACCGGUCCUGCAGAGUCGCUGAUGGACCCGGGGCAGGAUUGGUCUGAAAACAGUGGCCAGUGGGAAUGUGAGGAGAGCAGGGCACCAGUGGGGUCAGCACCUGUGGUCUUCUCGGAGCCCACCUACUGGCCCCCUGGCCUUGCUGUCUCCUCAUGGGGGAGCCUGGUGGCCUUCGAGGAGGUGGCCAUGCACUUCUCCAGGGAGGAGUGGGAGCUCCUCGAUGAGGCCCAGAGGCAGCUGUACCACACCGUGAUGCUGGAGACCUUGGAGCUCGUGACCUCACUUGGCUGUUGGCCUGUGGUGGAAGGUGAAGAGUUGCCUUCUGAGAAGAAUGCUUCUGGAGAAGUGGUGGCACAGGUCAGGACUCCCAGUGUACCUCCUUCCAUGCAGAAGGCUGACAGCUGUGAUACGUGUGAGCCACUCUUGAAAAACAUUUUGCAGCUGGACAACCAUCAAAGACAUACUGGGGAGACUCCCUGCACAUGUUUAGCAUAUGGAAGAAAGUUUUGGUUUGGUGCAAAUCUUCACCAGCAUCAGGAGUACAAUGGAGAGAAGCCCUUCCAAUGGAACAGAGACAGGGACUUGUUUGUGAAGAGCUCAACAGGCUCUCUGUCAGAGAAGCCCAUUACAUGUGGGUUAGGUGGCCAAAGUGUCUCAGACAGCCAUGACCUCCUCCAUCCCCCAAGCAUGAAUGGCAGUGGGGAGCCACAUAGCAGCACAAAGGGCAAAGAGGCCUCACUGCACCCUUUCGAUUCUGGGCAGCUCCCAGAGGUCCAGUCCUCACAGAAGCCCUUCAACUGCAGUGACGGUGGGAAAGCCUUCCAGAAGACUAAUGUCCUCCUCAGCCACCUGAGCACUCACUCUGCAGAAACACCAUUUAGAUGCCCAAGAGUUGAAAAUUCCUUAGAGGAGAAAUCAGCCCUUACUAGUGACCAAUGGUUUCAUACUGGAGAAACAUCUCAUAUAUGCAAAGAGUGUGGCAAGGCUUUCAGUCACCCAUAUAAACUGAGGAAGCAUCAGAAAUUCCACACAGGAGUUAAAGAUUAUGCGUGCAGCGACUGUGGGAAAACUUUCAGCCACAAACUCACCCUCAUUCAUCACCAGAGAAUCCACACAGGAGAAAGGCCUUAUGAAUGCAGUGAAUGUGGAAAAGCCUUCAAUAACAGGUCACACCUCGCUCGGCAUGAGAAAGUUCACACAGGAGAAAGGCCUUUCAAAUGCAGCAAAUGUGGACGAGCCUUCAGCCAAAGCUCCAAUUUCCUUCGGCACCAGAAAGUCCACACCCACAUAAAACCUUAUGAGUGCAGUCAGUGUGGUAAAGCCUUCAGUCGCAGCUCUGCGCUCAUGCAGCACUGGAGAGUUCACACUGGAGAAAGACCGUUUGAGUGCAGUGAGUGUGGGAGAGCUUUUAACAAUAACUCCAACCUUGCUCAGCACCAGAAGGUUCACACCGGAGAACGGCCUUUCGGAUGCAGUGAAUGUGGGAGAGACUUUAGCCAAAGCUCUCACCUCCUUCGCCAUCAGAAAGUCCACACCGGAGAACGGCCUUUUGCGUGUGGUGAAUGUGGGAAAACCUUCAGCAAUAGCUCCACCCUCAUUCAGCACCAGAAAGUACAUACUGGACAAAGGCCUUACAGGUGCAGUGAGUGCAGAAAAGCCUUCAGUCGCAACUCCAGCCUGGUUCAGCACUGGAGAACUCACACUGGGGAAAAGCCUUACGAGUGCAGUGAAUGUGGGAAAGCCUUUGCUCACAGUUCCAGUCUCAUUGAGCACUGGAGAGUUCACACCAGAGAAAGGCCUUAUGAGUGCAAUGAAUGUGGGAAGUUCUUUAGCCAAAAGUCCAUUCUUACGAAGCAUCAGAAAGUUCACACUGGGGAAAGGCCUUAUGAGUGCACUAAAUGUGGCAAGUUCUUUAGCCGUAAGUCCAGCCUCAUCUAUCACUGGAGAGUUCACACUGGGGAAAGGCCUUAUGAGUGCAGUGCAUGUGGGAGAGCCUUCAGCAGUAACUCUCACCUCAUUCGUCACCAGAGAGUGCACACACAGGAAAGGCCAUACGAAUGCAGCCAGUGUGGGAAAGCCUUUAGUGAAAGAUCCACACUUGUUCGACACCAAAUAGUUCACACCAGAGAAAGGACUUACGAGUGUGGCCACUGUGGGAAAAUCUUCAGCCGCCUCUGCAACCUUGCACAGCAUAGAAGGAUCCACAGCUGAGUGGAGCCUCAUGGAGAUGCUCUUUGGGAGAUCUUCAGCCACAUCAUACUUCAGGCAGCAGACUACAGAGAAAUUCCCUAAUGUGUCACUGAUGUGGAAAUACCUUCAGAAGCUACCCUGCCCUUUCUGAAUAGCCUAGGAACCUACACAGCGCUGUCUCCCCUCUGGAGCAUAAACCACUUUCUAGCUGCCUGUUGCCUCUGAGAGAGUCAGGGAAUGAACUGACCCAUGCUGGUUGAGAGAUUCAUUAAUAAAGACACAUGACAGUCCUACACAUUAAUGUACCCAACAGUGCUUCAGGGUACAUGAAGCAAAAACUGAUGGAACUGCAAGGAGAAAGAGACAAAUUCACAAUUAUACUUUGGGAUGUUCACACCCUCCCAGAUAAUCAGUAAAGGCGUGGAAGACAACACUUUGAACCAGCUUGACCUAAUCAAUAUUUAUAGAACUUCCUGUCCAAGAGGACAGAAUAGACAUUCUUUUCACAGGCACGUAGAACAUUUACCAAAAUGGAGCAUAUUCUGGGCCAUAAAGGAAGGCCUGAUAAAGGGAAAAGAAAUAAUACGUGGUAUGGACCUUGACUAUAACAGAAUUCAAUAAGAAAUCAAGAACAGAAUGAUGUGUGGGAAACCCUCAUUCAGAAACUGAAUAUCACACUUUUAAAUAAUCCAUGGUGAAAGAUGAAAUCAAAAGAAAAAUUUGAAAGUACUUGGAAUGAAAAUGAAAACAGCAUAUCAAAAUAUGUGGGAUACACCUAAAACUGUACCAAGGGAGAAAUUGUGUGUGUGUGUGUGUGUGUGUGUGUGUGUGUGUGUGUGUGUGUGUGUCCAUGUAUACUGGUGAAAUAUUAAUAAGCCUUACGGAUUGUAGAAGAAUCAUUAAAUGCCAGGUUUUUUAAAGUUCCAACAAAAGAAGUAGACGUGACUCCAGGCCACGAAGUUUUUCUUCACUGAAAGGUAAAAGCCAACUGUGGGGUCACGUGAGCCCCCAGGAGAAAGACAUAAGGACAGACUCGGGUCCUGAGAUGAGGUGCACCAGGAGGGGCUCACUGACGCACUGAAGGGCCCUUCACAGCCCUGCUCACAGGUGCCAGUUGUGUGCUUUCUUGAGGGAUGUCUGUCUCCCAUGUCUUAGUCCAUUCCAACUGAUCAAACAAAUAUAAACUGGAAGGCUUUAAAAUAACAGAAAUUUCUCACAGUCCUGGAGACUGGAAAAUCCAAGAUCACGGUGCCAGGAUAUUUGGUGUCAGGUGAGGAUCUGCUUCCUGGUUGACAGCCAUCCUCUGUGUCCUCACAGUGAAGGAGAGGGGGUCCUUGAGGGCCUCUCUUAUGAGACCACUAAUCCCAGUCACAAGGGUUCCUCCCUCAAGACCUCAUCAACCUCCCAAAGGCCCCACCUCCAAAUACAGAACACUGAGUGGGUUAGGCUUUAACCUAGGUAUUGUGGGAGGGACACAGCUUUCGGUCUAGACCACCCUACUACAAUGUCAGUUUCACGCAGGAGGGGCCUGUGGAUUUCAUCCUGCCAGGGGAGUGAAGUCUCCAGGGCUCAGCAGCUGGACGGAGUAAGCACCACUCUUUCCCUGAGGUCUCCUACCUUCUACCUCCCCAGGGAGGGAGACAGGGCUGUGUACCAUCCCUCAGGGCCACCAGACAUCCCCCGGGGUCCUACUGGGCACCAGGCUUUUGCCUGAGCUCCGUGGUAGACGCAUUUCAUCUCCAUCUGAUGUGCAAUACAAAGGUUUAACGUGCAAAGGGACUAAAGGACACGGUCACUGCAGAGCAACUGCAGCUCUGAGAGGAAUGAAGCACAGGUGAGAGUGACAGUGAUGCUGCUACUGCCUGCUUUUAGGCUGGCAGGAAAAUCUGAGGAGGGGAUUCCAGGAACCUUUUCAGCCAGAAGGAGCGGCAGUGCAGAGGCACCAGGCAGGGAUGACCCAUGGAGGGACCAUGGGGGAGAAGCAGGCCGUGAGGUCAGGAGACAGGUCAUGCCGCCCUGUCGGUUGGGCUGAGGAGUCUGGUCAGUGCCCUAACCCCCCCUUGCCUGGACAUCUGGGCCCUGCUUGGCUCUGCCAGACUUUGACUCUGCUCCAUACAGAACUCCACGCUGAAGGCAGACAGUUGAUCACACAGGGAUUACACACACAAGGGCCCCAGCAGGCCUGGGGUGGCGUGUGCCUCACGACACUCGAGAUGCUGAGCAGACUGGCGGAGAGCUCCCUGUGCCCGCAGCUGCCGCCCCUCCUGCCAGCGGGGUGGCUGAGGGGAACUGCUGAAGCUAAGGGCAGCAGCAGCAGCGGGUUCCAACCCCGACACAUGGUCCUGGCUGAGCACCACUCAGCCCAAAGCCUCCAGUCUGGGGUUGGCUCUCCCCAAACACGCCUCCACUAACGUUUUCUUCUUGACGUGAAGCACUGUUUAUACACCAGGGACACAGUGACAAGCACAUAACAAGUUUCGCUGAACUGACAUUUACCUUGUAAAAGAGUAGUUUCCAACAUUUGAAAAUCAAAGGGCCCACAACCGGAAGGAUCUGGAUCUAUACAUGAAUCAACAACUUCCUUCCCUGGAGCCCUGUGACAGCAACGGCAAAAAGUCAAGGCUGUGGUGUGCAGACACACCAGGAAUCCCAACCAGGUCACAAAAGCUGCAUCCCAGUAUGACAGGAUCUUCUCUCAGCCCCAGGGUGACGGCCAGGAGGUAAACAUGCCUGGAAAGGCUCUGAGGAUCCAAGGAACCUGUAGGCUAUUUGCUGACAGCGACCUUGGACACCGGGAACAGGCUUGAAAUUCCUGAGAAACUGCCCACCUCACCCCCUGAAACUAUGCUCCUGGCACAUCCAUGGAUUCCUCUUUAGAAUCAGCUCAAGCCUCAUGUGUGCCAGGCCCCCCCCCCUCCACAGGACUCCUCUCCGUGCUCCUGUGCCCACUCACUCUGCCCAGCAGCCCCUGCAGGACAUAUAGCCACUCUCAAACUUACCUCCACGUUCUCGGUUUCAGAGAGGUCGGCUUCUGAGCUGAUUCUAGAAGCAGCUCUGGCCAGCGCUGGAGGUUGCAGAACUUACCCCAGAAACGAGGAGCCCAGCUGGUGCCUGUCCCCAGUCACACAGGGAACUUCUCCCCACCACUCCAUUCUUCAGGCAAGCUCUGGGCCCAGAGGUAGACCUGACAUCCAGGCCAGAGAUCCACCCACAGAGCCCUUCAGUCCUCCCCCGGAGGUCUGAAGCUCCAGUACAAACUUGGCCAACCUUGACUGGAG
Molecule: messenger RNA, 5807 nt
Organism: Dama dama (fallow deer)
Lineage: Eukaryota; Metazoa; Chordata; Mammalia; Artiodactyla; Cervidae
Gene: ZNF132
Product: zinc finger protein 132
Exons: 4
Coding region: 361-2550 (729 amino acids)
Biological process (GO): negative regulation of transcription by RNA polymerase II; regulation of cytokine production; regulation of immune system process
Source: RefSeq, a predicted model, not a curated record